Molossus molossus (Pallas's mastiff bat) is the source of this 2729-nucleotide messenger RNA. It is a transcript of the gene SH3PXD2B, whose product is annotated as SH3 and PX domains 2B. The transcript is spliced from 13 exons. Gene Ontology annotation, molecular function: protein binding; phosphatidylinositol binding; superoxide-generating NADPH oxidase activator activity. Lineage: Eukaryota; Metazoa; Chordata; Mammalia; Chiroptera; Molossidae. The coding region runs from base 1 to 2727 and encodes 908 amino acids. Gene Ontology annotation, biological process: superoxide anion generation. The record is from RefSeq and is a predicted model, not a curated record.
AUGCCGCCGCGGCGCAGCAUCGUGGAGGUGAAGGUGCUGGACGUCCAGAAGCGGCGGGUGCCCAACAAGCAUUAUGUCUACAUCAUCCGCGUCACGUGGUCCAGUGGCUCCACCGAGGCCAUCUAUCGGCGCUACAGCAAAUUCUUUGAUCUCCAGAUGCAGAUGUUAGACAAAUUUCCCAUGGAAGGAGGCCAGAAGGACCCCAAACAGCGGAUCAUCCCCUUCCUGCCAGGCAAGAUUCUCUUCCGACGAAGCCACAUCCGGGACGUGGCCGUCAAACGCCUGAUACCGAUUGACGAAUACUGUAAGGCCCUGAUCCAGCUGCCCCCCUAUAUCUCCCAGUGUGACGAGGUGCUGCAGUUCUUUGAGACAAGACCUGAGGACCUGAAUCCCCCCAAAGAGGAGCAUGCUGGGAAAAAGAAAUCUGGGAGUGACCCGACCUCAGUGGACCCCAUGGUCCUGGAGCAGUACGUGGUGGUCGCAGACUACCAGAAGCAGGAGAGCUCAGAGAUCAGCCUCAGCGUGGGCCAAGUGGUGGACAUCAUCGAGAAGAACGAGUCAGGUUGGUGGUUCGUCAGCACCGCUGAAGAGCAAGGCUGGGUCCCUGCGACCUGCCUUGAAGGGCAGGAUGGUGGGCAGGACGAGUUUUCUCUACAGCCCGAGGAAGAGGAGAAGUACACAGUCAUCUACCCGUACACGGCUCGUGAUCAGGAUGAAAUGAACCUGGAGAGAGGGGCCAUGGUGGAAGUCAUUCAGAAAAACCUGGAAGGCUGGUGGAAGAUCAGGUUCCAGGGCAAGGAGGGCUGGGCCCCAGCCUCGUACCUAAAGAAGAGCAGCGGGGAGCCCUUACCCCCGAAGCUGGGCCCCGGCUCAUCAUCUGCCCACGUGGGCGUCCUUGACCUGGAUGGAGCUUCCCGGCCGCAGAACUCAGUGGGCAGGGAGAAGGAGCUGCUCAGCAACCAGAGGGACGGCCGCUCGGAAGGCCGCCCGGUGCCGGACGGCGACGUCAAGCAGAGAUCACCCAAGAUGAGGCAGAGACCCCCUCCUCGCCGGGAUAUGACCAUACCUCGGGGUCUCAACCUGCCCAAGCCCCCCAUCCCACCCCAAGUGGAGGAAGAGUAUUACACCAUUGCUGAAUUCCAGACAACCAUCCCUGAUGGCAUCAGUUUCCAGGCGGGUCUGAAGGUCGAGGUGAUAGAGAAGAACUUGAGUGGCUGGUGGUACAUUCAGAUUGAAGAUAAGGAAGGCUGGGCCCCAGCAACCUUCAUUGACAAGUAUAAGAAGACCAGCAAUGCCUCAAGACCCAACUUUUUGGCUCCCUUGCCCAACGAGGUGACCCAGCUGCGGCUGGGGGAUACAGCAGCGGUAGAGAGCAGCAUGGGCAGUGAGGCCGGGGGCCCCUCCCGGCCCCUGCCCGAUGCGCCGCUCGGGGCUGUGGACUCUGGGGUUCCGUGGUCCAAAGACUGGAAAGGCGGUAAGGAGGUCCUGAAAAAGGUGUCUUCAGACAUGUCGUGCGCAGGCUACGAGGAGAUCUCGGACCCCGACCUGGAGGAGAAGCCCAGCCUCCCUCCCCGGAAGGAAUCCAUCAUCAAGUCGGAAGGGGAGCUGCAGGAGCGGGAGCGGCAGAGGGUGGAGCAGCUCCGGGGCUCCUCGCCCAAGCCUCCUGGCGUGAUUUUGCCAAUGAUCCCAGCUAAACAAAGCCCCCCAGCCCGGGAAGGCAGGAGGCCAGAGCCCAAACCUGACAAAAGCAAGUUCCAGCUGAAAAAUGAGAUGGGGCUGGAGUGUGGCCAUAAAGUUCUGGCCAAGGAAGUGAAGAAACCCAACCUCCGGCCCAUCUCCAAACCAAAAGCCGACCCGCCGGAGGAGAAGCCGGAGGUCAUGCCCCAGAAUCCCUUUCUGAAGACCAAACCUCAGGUUAGGCCCAAACCAGCUUCUUCUCCCAGGACAGAGCCACCUCAGGGCGAGGACCAGGUGGACAUCUGCAACCUCAGGAGCAAGCUCAGGCCUGCCAAGGCCCAAGAGAAGCCCUUGCUGGAUGGAGAGACCAGCCACCAGGCUGCCGGGGGCCAGGAUGCGGCCUUCAGCCGCCCCUUCCUCCCGGGGGAGGGGCCUGGUCGCGCUCCGGACAGGACGGGCAAACAGGACGGGCUCAGCCCGAAGGAGAUACCCUGCAGAGCCCCUCCGAGGCCCACCAAGAGCACGGAUCCUGUGCCUAAGAAUGCGCCCGUGCCUCCGCAAGAGGCACCCCAGCAGAGACCCGUGAUCCCGCCCCGCAGACCACCGCCCCCCAAGAAAACCUCCUCCUCACCCAGGCCCCUCCCGGAGGCCAGAGGGCCGCAGUGGGAGGCCAGUGAAGGCAGGGCAGCUCCUGCCGCAGGCCGGGCCCUGCUGGUCCCUCCGAAAGCUAAACCUUUUCUCUCCAACUCCUCGGGGGGCCAAGAUGACAGUCGCGGCAAAGGUGGGCUGGGGCCACGGCUGGCGGGCAGGAUUGGGGAGAACAAGGAGAAGGUGGCCGCAGCCCCCGUCCCCAGUGCCGACAGCCCGAAGGACUUGUAUGUGGCCGUGGCCAACUUCGAAGGAGAUGAAGACACGAGCAGCUUCCAGGAGGGGACGGUGUUUGAGGUCCGGGAAAAGAACAGCAGUGGCUGGUGGCUCUGCCAGGUCCUCAGCGGGGCGCCCUCCUGGGAAGGGUGGGUUCCUUCCAACUAUCUCAGGAAGAAGCCCUAGCC